Bursaphelenchus xylophilus (pine wood nematode) is the source of this 678-nucleotide messenger RNA. The record is from the annotation of a GenBank genome assembly. NCBI's taxonomy places the organism in Eukaryota, Metazoa, Nematoda, Chromadorea, Rhabditida, Aphelenchoididae.
AUGCUGUCAUCAAAAUGUUUACUGCUUGCUUUGGCAGUACUAUGUCUUGGAUUCACGAUACUGGAAGCGGCUCCGUGCUAUAGUUGUGGCGGCUAUGGAGGCUAUGGUGGCUAUGGUGGCUACGGAGGCUAUGGCGGGGGAUACGGUGGGUAUGGCGGCUAUGGCGGAGGAUAUGGUGGCUACGGAUACGGAGGUUAUGGUGGAGGAUACGGUAAGUUACGGUGGUAAUUUAGGCAAUAUAAAGUAUUUAAGAUUUGUUUUUAUUAACUUUAAGAACCACUACGAUAGCUGUACUGCAUUUUCCGGCCAAAAAAUUUUAAAUUUUCAUUUUCCCGCCAAAAUUGGCAUUAGCUUGGCAUUGUGUUUUAUGCCAUAAAAAUGCAUCUUACAGUGCUUAUAUUGCUUCUGAACGUCUAUUUCUAAUUUUCCUUACCAUUAAACAGAAGAAAAUUUGAAUUCCCCACUUCCCGCCAAACUUGGCAUUCUGUUUUAACACCAAAAAUUCAAGCUUUUCGGCCUCAAAAAUUAAGCUAAUUAUGGUUUGGAAUAUUAUCAUAAAAAUAACUUUUUUCAGGCUACCGACCUUGGCAUCAUCAUCACCACCAUCAUCAUGGCUGGGGCUAUGGCGGCGGAUACGGUGGCUAUGGUGGCUACGGCGGUUAUGGAUAUGGAAAAUAA